This is a messenger RNA of Branchiostoma floridae (Florida lancelet), 560 nucleotides long. RefSeq lists its product as uncharacterized. The coding region runs from base 9 to 344 and encodes 111 amino acids. The transcript has 3 exons. Lineage: Eukaryota; Metazoa; Chordata; Leptocardii; Amphioxiformes; Branchiostomatidae. The record is from RefSeq and is a predicted model, not a curated record.
UCUCCGACAUGAGGCCGUGUCUUCUGCUUCUUACCGUCAUCUUUGGCGUCAUCGGCACGUCACAUGCGGGACUAUACACGUCUUGUACGGACGACUCCCACUGCACCGCGGACGAGUCAUGCUGGUACCAGCGGAUCUGCUACCCGCUCUUCAAGCGCUGUACAGACCUGGGUAAUUACCAGUACACCUGCGGCUCCCCGGAGGAGAUCUGCAAGCCUGCUCUGCGCGUGUGCGAACCGGAAAUGCCCUGUGACCUGGACGGGUUCUGCUGGGGCGUGGGCCGCUGCGUCAUGUCCGGUGCGCUGGGGUACGGCGUCUGUCACUAUGACUACAUCGACGGGUAAACACCAGGUUACCAUGGUGACCCAGUAACGUCUGCCACGAUGACAAGAUCGACGGAUAAAAACCACGUUACCAUGGCAACUCAGCGACGUCUGUGGCCAUGACAACAACGCUUAUAAUCAAUCAAGUCCACCUUGACCUCUUUGCGAACAUCGAAUUCUACCGGACGUUUAAUUUGUACGAAAUGUCUUUGAGUAAAAUAAGCAAAAAUGAUUCAA